Ixodes scapularis (black-legged tick) is the source of this 845-nucleotide messenger RNA. RefSeq lists its product as uncharacterized. The transcript is spliced from 3 exons. NCBI's taxonomy places the organism in Eukaryota, Metazoa, Arthropoda, Arachnida, Ixodida, Ixodidae. Gene Ontology annotation, molecular function: DNA binding. Gene Ontology annotation, biological process: negative regulation of DNA-templated transcription. Bases 170 to 619 code for a protein of 149 amino acids. The record is from RefSeq and is a predicted model, not a curated record.
GGACGGUGGAGCGGAGCUCGCUUCUCAAUUCGACCGAACUCUCUGCACGUUUUGUGUUUUCCUGUUGCGUUAUCUUUCGGCUUCCUAAAUAUUGUGUUCAGUGGUUCUUGCAGUUGUUUCUUCAUAUAGUCAUUUUACGUUUGUUUUUGGAUUCGGAUCAAGAACCGUCAUGUACGCGCUGGUUCGGUUUGUGGAUGACCUGGACAGGCGCCGCCAUGUGAUGCACGUCGAUAAUAUACGAAACUUCAACCCAGUUCAUAAAACUGACUUCAACAACAAGGCUUACAACACGGUGCUGUGGACAGACAACGUGGACAGUGGGAACACUGGGGAUUACACUGCGCAAAUUCUUAUGCUCGGCGAUACCGAAGAACUGCGCGAAUGCCCUAAGAGGGUCCCAGUGCCAAGAUUAACGGCCGCAGAGGUGAGCUCGGAGGACGAGACGGAGACGUCUACCCAAAAACGAAAGAAGGUAGCAAAAAAGAAAGAAAAAUCAGGCGGCUGUCAAGAGAGACAGCUACGAGGCGAUCCUACACAACCAGCCGAGCCAGGCCCACGAAAAAAAUGCGAACACCGUUCGAGUUACCGUGGGUAUGCUGCAAUUGUGUAUUUGGGAUAGGAUGUGAACUGGUGUAUAUUAAACAUUUUGGUGAAAACCCAAGACUGAGGUAAACAGCAGAUGACGACUGGAGAAUGUCUCGUUUUGAGACAUUCUCCUUCUCUUUCCUUGUCGUUGUUUGUCAUUUACGUCAGUCUCGACUUUUCACCAAAGAGCAAAACAUUUGGGAUGACUGAAAUUCUUGUUAUCCUCUCCAAUCCUAGAGGUCUGGCAUUAACAUACACUU